UGUUUUUUCACAUUUCUGAGUCAUCAUCCAUCGUUGUUCAGUUUCGCACCUACAGCGGCAUUUCAUUUCAUUCUACGUGUGUCUCGCAGUUAGUAAACAUUUAAUUAAGUGAUUCAAGCAAGAACAGUUAAUGUUAUAUUUUGCAAAAUUCGCCGGUGCGAAUUUCUUAUUACUUAGGCAUUUGAAACUUGAAACUAUUUAAUACAGCCGUAGUAAACGUGUUUUGGAGUGAUACCUAUAAGUUGGGAAUCAACUGCACCUACACACAUACGCCUUCUUAUUUGUUUUGGCGGUACACGGUCUGCGGCACACACACAACUGGAAUUCACGUGACUUUUAAUCAAGAGAGAAGAAAUUAAUUUAAAGUUUAAUCAAGAGUUCCCACAUUUCUUUUUUUGAAAUUAAUUAUAUAUAAUUAAGUCCUUGUAUAUGUAUAUGAUCUAAGGCAAACGCACAAGAGGAAUUCACUUGAAGCUUUACUUAGGAGAGAUUUUUCUAAAGUACUUAUUAAAUAGAUACAUUUUAAUUAUUUAAGUGUGACAAUUGUGCAAAACAGACAUUUAUUUCCUAGGUAAAUAUUAGACGCGCUGAUUAUUUAAGUUGAUUAACUUGCAAUUCCUUACUCGUCUUUAAAGACAGCCACGAAACUAGGUAAUCUACUCUACAAAAUGGUUAAUUAUUACAUUUACGCUAAAGACUUCUCCGGCUCAACUGGAAAUGUCCCUUAUUAUCACGCCAACGGCUUAAAAACUCUUAGGGAUUUCAAAAAUGAUGUAGCUAAAAUAAAAAAGGAACUAUCAGACGCAGGAGAUGUCACGGAAUCUAAAAUAAUUUACUUACAUUGGGGGGACAAGUGUUACGAAGUAGAUGAACAAGUUACCGUUAUAGCUUACAAACAACUUAGCGAUGGUAAUAUGGGAACCGAGCCAGAAUGUAUUAUUAAAUUUCUAAAAAACAAAGACAUAUGCAAUGACAGCAAUAAUAUUAAACUGCUUUACAUAAUAACUGACGGCUUAAUAGAAUCUUCUAGUACACAACAAUGUUUUAGGCUAAAUGAAAAUAUACAUUACGAAACUGUCGUAUUCCACGCAAUCAAUAAAUGUUUGGCUCAAAUAGAUCUUUCCGUGGCUGCGUCCUUUUUCAAAAGCCGCUGCAUUAUCUACCGUAAUUAUGAACUGUAUGAUAACAUUAAUAUAUCCGAAGAGUUCGACUAUCCAAGCGAAAUUAACGUAGGCGAAGCCGCGGGCAAAAGCUAUAGCAAAAUAAACGUCGAAAACUUCGCAUCAGAGAAAGAUAAUCUGAAAUCUUACGUGAAAUUAAAGUACAUCAAUAAAUUCAAACACGACGCUCUAGCUCUACAAGAAAUAAACAAAUUGAAAAAAUUACGAGACAGACUUUUCGUCGAAUUGUCAUCAAAGUCACCGAAUGUAGUUAAUUUGGAUACCAAAGACAGAAAUGUGUUUCAGCGCGAAUUCACUAACACUGAUUGGUAUAAAAACCUUACAUCUUCCGUGCAAAGUGAGAAAGUUGACAUUGAAAAAGCUAUUUCUACAUUGAUUAACUACAUCGUGAGCGACACAAAAUCAUAUUCGUUUGACGCGUUGAAAUUUGAUAUGAAAUUCGAUAAGCCGAUAGAAGAAGAGCCUAUAAUUGAUGUAAACUUUUCAGCUGAACAAGAGAUAGAAUUCCCCGACAUUAUUCUGGAUGACGAGAAAGGGAUACCUGUUAUAAUACUAACAGAACUCAACUUGCUGGACAAAAUUAUUUUUCAUAAAACCAAAGAAAGUAAUGAUGUGUCGCCGGCCAGUUUUAAUAAAUUUAAAAAUUCUAUGGAGUGCCCGUUGUUUUUGCUGAACGACCCGGAUAUUAGCGAGUCGAUAGGUUAUUUUUAUACAUUGAAUGUUUAUAAGGAAUUGUUGAAGAAAGAUACUAAGACAGAACCUCGUAAUAGAAGACCAUUCCAUGGUGGUCUGGUCAUUAUAGAUACAGAUGAAUUUGACAGAUAUAACGAUUAUAUCAUAUCGGCAACGUACUUUAAUUUCAAAAAGAUAAAAUAUAAUAUUGGUCUAUUCUAUUAUAUACUAUGGAAGAAUUGUGAUAAAAAAGAAUGGAUGGAUAGAAAUGUUGUUGAGCAUUUUAAGAAGUACGUAAUGAGACGUAUUAGUGAUACAGUAUGUAAGAUUGGUCUCUCAGCUUUGCCGUUAGACCCCCAAGAGAACACGUCAUUGCUAACUGCAUUGUGGUACUGCGUUGAUUUGUCAUCUAGCUUAUUUAAAGAUGAUCCCGUAAAUUUUAUGCAUGAACGCUUAAGAAUGUUUUACGGCGUCACGGAUUCUAUGAUCGAAAUAUUACGCCAUUUUGAUUAUGAUUUAGAUGUAGACAAAAUUCAAAAACGUAGAGAUUUAAUAAGACACGUAGCUAUAUUGAAAAGAAUUCCAAAUGGCCAAGAGAAAGUUUAUUAUUUGUUAGAAAGAAUAUUUAAGAACGUCAACGGUUUUCUUAUAAGUGAAAUUGACAAACCGUAUAAUCUGAACACACUCAACUAUUUAAAAUUGAAUCACAAAGGCAUGUUGCCCGAUGAUGUGAUCAAAGAAAAAGUGCAUUUAAACAAUUAUGUACAUGUAUUGCAUUGCUGUGAUUCACACAGGAAGACUGAAGAUGGUAAAUUUACAUUUGAAAUUUGCGAUAAAACAUACCGUCCAUUUUUCACCAUCGAUGAAAAUACGUCAUAUUAUUCAAAACUAAUCGAAGUUACUAAAAAAGUGGUUAUUAAUAACGAUGAUGAUCCAAAUACUAUUAACAUAAGUUAUGAUACAGUCGAUUCAUUGGAAUUUGAUAAAAUUUUGGGAUUGUACAAGCUGUUCAUUCAUUGCGUUAUAGAUACGAAAAAAUAUCCCACAAUUGAUGAAUAUGCCGAAUAUGUUUUAAAGAAAAAGAAAUAUCAUGUUGAUAAAGUAACAAUUUUUCCAAAUAUUAUUUAUAGCGACAUUGAGAUUGUGUACUCUCGUUACCAAAAAAUAGUUGUAAAGGUGGAUGUGAGUGCGUUUAUUAAAGUGGGCAAGACUUAUGUGAGACGCUCUGACAGAGUUAAGGCCGAAGAGGUGAUACAAUUCAAAAACUUUUAUCAAAUAAACAAAUUCAUUGCGAAGGCGGAAAAGAAGGUUAAUUUGAAAAAGGGAACUAAGUUAAACUAAAUAAAACAUUCCAAAUGGACGAUAUAAUAGUUGUUACAACACUGCAAAACGAAAAAAUUAUGUAUAAGGUUUUUCUAUUAUAUUUGUUUAAUUUUCUAGUCAUAAUCUUGUUGGUACUUACUGACUUAUAUUGCUAUUUUGGUAAUUACAUUUUUAAUUCCACAUAAUUAUUAUACAAUGUAAAUUUUUGUCUGG
Messenger RNA from Amyelois transitella, 3389 nucleotides. RefSeq lists its product as uncharacterized. The record is from RefSeq and is a predicted model, not a curated record. The transcript has 3 exons. Lineage: Eukaryota; Metazoa; Arthropoda; Insecta; Lepidoptera; Pyralidae. The coding region runs from base 669 to 3194 and encodes 841 amino acids.